Aspergillus nomiae NRRL 13137 is the source of this 1794-nucleotide messenger RNA. Its product is annotated as beta-glucosidase. Gene Ontology annotation, biological process: carbohydrate metabolic process. Gene Ontology annotation, molecular function: beta-glucosidase activity. NCBI's taxonomy places the organism in Eukaryota, Fungi, Ascomycota, Eurotiomycetes, Eurotiales, Aspergillaceae. The transcript has a single exon. Bases 1 to 1794 code for a protein of 597 amino acids. The record is from RefSeq and is a predicted model, not a curated record.
AUGGCUAUAUCUCGGAACUGGUUGGUGGCGGGAUCUGUCGCCCUAGCUUGGGUCAGCACAGGCUUUGCUAGUCCUCACAUCUUUGCCUCUUCCCAACUGACCUACUCUUCGUUCACAUACACCCAACUAACCUCAGAUGCCUAUGCCACGCCGAUAUCGACGUCUGUAUCAUUUCCAACGUCAAUCGCGCCACCAUUCAGCAAGGUAUCUACUCUGCUGCCUAGCGACCUUACCUAUACUACGUACUCAUACGACCCUUCCGCAACGAUCACGUCGGACGGCCAGUAUGGUCAAAGUGCGUACGUAAAUCUCUGGCAGAACUAUUCGUUCGUGAGCUCCCCGCCAUUCACCACCACAGUGUCUGCCACCCCGGUUGCGAAAGCUGAGCUGGUGCUACCCCCUGCACUGUACAAUGCGCCUUCGGAUACAGACUUGAAACUACCAGCAGAUUUUAUCUGGGGUGUCUCCAGCAGUUCUUGGCAGAUAGAGGGCGGUCUUCAACUGGAAGGUCGUGGCCCCAGUGUCCUAGAUAGUAUCGGCAAUGCGUUGUCCCCGGAAACCGCUGAUAGAAGCGACGCCAACGUAGCGAACAUGCACUACUUCAUGUACGAGCAAGACAUCGCUAGACUAGCAGCUGCCGGAAUACCAUACUACUCAUUCUCGCUGUCUUGGCCGCGGAUCGUGCCCUUCGGUGUGGCUGGUUCACCCGUCAAUACCGAAGGCUUAGACCACUACGACGAUCUCAUCAACACCUGUCUGAAGUAUGGUGUGACGCCGAUCGUUACUUUGAACCACGUUGACGCGCCUACGUCCGUCCAGGCAGACCUGGACUCCCUUCCCGAGCAUUUCCUCUACUACGCCAAGAUAGUCAUGACCAGAUACGCAGACCGAGUCCCGUACUGGGUGACGUUCAAUGAGCCAAACAUCGGCGUGGGCACAUUAUUCCAGAAGUACCAAGACCUGACAAAUGCACUCAUCGCCCAUGCAGACGUCUACGACUGGUACAAGAACACACUGGGCGGAAAAGGCAAAAUCACGAUGAAAUUCGCCAAUAACCUAGCCAUGCCCCUGGACACACAAAACUCCUCGCACAUUGCCGCAGCUUCCCGAUACCAAGACAUCCUGUUGGGGAUAAUGUCGAACCCACUAUUCUUAGGAAAACAGUACCCAGAUGCAGCCAUAAACACAGCAGAUAUGAUGGAGCCGCUCACAGAUGACCAAAUCAAGCAUAUCCAUGGCAAGAUAGACUUCUGGUCCUUCGACCCCUACACAGCGCAGUACGCAUCUCCCCUGCCACAAGGCACGGACGCCUGCGCUUCCAACUCCUCCGACCCCCUCUGGCCCACCUGCGUAACACUGAGCAACGUCCAAGCCAACGGGUGGCUCAUGGGACAGGCGUCGAACGCCUACGCGUACCUUGCGCCGCAGUACGUCCGCCAGCAACUGGGCUAUAUCUGGAAUACGUUCCGUCCGUCGGGGAUCCUGAUCGCGGAAUACGGGUUCAACCCGUUCCUUGAAUCGAACAGAACUCAUGAUGCGCAGCGGUAUGAUCUGGAACGGACGCUGUACUACCAGGACUUCCUUACGGAGACAUUGAAGGCUAUCCAUGAGGAUAAUGUGAAUGUUAUAGGAGCGUUGGCGUGGAGUAUAGCUGACAACAAUGAGUUUGGGAGCUAUGGGGAGCAGUAUGGGCUGCAGACUGUUAAUCGGACGGAUGGGAAGUUCACCAGGACGUAUAAGCGGAGUCUGUUUGAUUAUGUCGAUUUCUUCCAUCGACAUGUCAAGUCUGCGUGA